Messenger RNA from Apodemus sylvaticus (European woodmouse), 1197 nucleotides. Its product is annotated as putative protein FAM47D. The record is from RefSeq and is a predicted model, not a curated record. Lineage: Eukaryota; Metazoa; Chordata; Mammalia; Rodentia; Muridae. The transcript has a single exon. The coding region runs from base 1 to 1197 and encodes 398 amino acids.
AUGGGGGACCAGAGGCUGCCGGAGGAGAACCAGCCUCCUCGAUUACCCAAGAACAAGCGUGUCUUGAAGCACAAGACAGAACAGCAGAUAUCUGCUCCUUUCAUGGAGGACCAUCACCAGCAGUUUUCUCAGGAAGAACUGGAUGACUUUACUACAGAUUAUGAGCCACAUGAAGAGAAUCUUUCACAAACCACCCGACGGACUGUUUUCCCCAGAAUUUGUCAUAAAGUACCCAGUACUGCUAACACAAUGAGCCAAGGAAAGCUGCCCAAGGAUUUGGGAUUGUUUAGCACAAUUUCAAUGGGUCAGCAAGGAAUCAGAAAGACACAAUACAAGCUGGAUCACUUGUCACAGAUGGAAGAUGAUGCUGAAGACUAUGUCAUACAUUUGAAGGAGCAGCCAAAAUGUGACCAAAAUCUGAAUAAGUGGCCUCCCAUCGAAAAUCACAUGAAAGCAAAUAAGAAUAUCAAGCAUGGGAAGAACCUUCACAGAAGAGUCAACCUGCCACCCCUUGAAAAUUCCAAGUUGGAUCGAAAAAAUUUUCUUCCUACACACACAACCAAGAAUCAGAAUUUGCUUGAUUCUCUUAAUUAUCGAUGCACACGAAGUGGGGGUGAUAAUAAAUACCAAUGGAAUGAAGCACUGGAAAACUUGGAUGUGUUGCAACAAUUUGACAUGGACUAUGCUAACCAAUCCACUUAUGAUGAAUUCUCAGACAAGAUAAACAGUUAUCUUCCUUCUAAGCUCAAGUACUUCAGAGGAUUAACCAGAGAAAAGGGAAUCAAAUUGUCCAAACAGAUACCAAAAUUUGAGAUCAAUGUCCAAAAGCCACAUGAUCUUUCUAUGUCCACCAAGGAGAAGUUUAAAUAUGGACCAUCACACCAGAAACUGAAGCAAUUGAAAACACAGGCCACAAAAGAGCCUUUAAAUGAACCUAAGAGCUUGCUUGAGGUUGAAGGUAAAACAGUGUGCAAACCAGAUAUACUUGAAAAUCUCUAUGGAACAAUUGCCUUUAAGGAUUUCAUUAUACAAAAAGGCUACAAUAUGCCAGUAAUACUCCAAAAGUUUUUUAUGAAAAAGGGAUGGGAUUACAAUUCUGUUAAUACUCCUAUACCAAGUGUAUUAAAACAUCAUGAAAUGAUUAUGCAAAAAAUGGAUGAUGAAGAUGAUGAAAACAGUGGACAGGAACUUGACUAA